Messenger RNA from Dendronephthya gigantea, 734 nucleotides. Its product is annotated as protein kinase C-binding protein NELL2-like. The record is from RefSeq and is a predicted model, not a curated record. Gene Ontology annotation, molecular function: calcium ion binding. The transcript has 6 exons. Bases 1 to 684 code for a protein of 227 amino acids. NCBI's taxonomy places the organism in Eukaryota, Metazoa, Cnidaria, Anthozoa, Malacalcyonacea, Nephtheidae.
AUGGAGACAUUUGUAAAUCCUACCGGUGAUGAUGUCGACGAAUGUGAAAAAAGAUCGCACAAAUGUGACAAAAAUGCAAAAUGCACCAACACUCCAGGCUCAUUCAACUGUCAGUGUCAACCUGGUUACACAGGAGAAGGACGGAUAUGCGAAGAUGUCGACGAAUGUGAAAAAGGAACGCACAAAUGUGACAAAAAUGCAAAAUGCUUCAACACUCCAGGCUCAUUCAACUGCCAGUGUCAACCUGGUCACACAGGAGAAGGACGGAUAUGCGAAGAUGUCGACGAAUGUGAAAAAGGAACGCACAAAUGUGACAAAAAUGCAAAAUGCUUCAACACUCCAGGUUCAUUCAACUGCCAGUGUCAACCUGGUUACACAGGAGAAGGACGAAAAUGCGAAGACAUCGACGAAUGUGAAAAAGGAACUCACAAAUGUGACAAAAAUGCAAAAUGCACCAACACUCCAGGCUCAUUCAACUGCCAGUGUCAACCUGGUCACACAGGAGAAGGACGGAUAUGCGAAGGUUAUAUACUUGCUCCAGGGAUUGAAAUCCUUCCAUCUCAGAAAGAGUUGCUAUCUUUACAUGGAAAUGCUAAAGCAUACACAUAUGCUUUUGAUGGAUAUGACUUGGUCAAGGGAUGUGUUGGCCACACAUUCACUUACUGGAAAGGUUUCAAAUGCUGACAAAACUAAGCAUCCAAAGCCAUCACUGGAACCUGCAAAAGUUGCUGCAU